Calypte anna (Anna's hummingbird) is the source of this 2152-nucleotide messenger RNA. It is a transcript of the gene AMIGO2, whose product is annotated as adhesion molecule with Ig like domain 2. Gene Ontology annotation, biological process: brain development. The coding region runs from base 495 to 2060 and encodes 521 amino acids. The transcript has 2 exons. NCBI's taxonomy places the organism in Eukaryota, Metazoa, Chordata, Aves, Apodiformes, Trochilidae. The record is from RefSeq and is a predicted model, not a curated record. Gene Ontology annotation, molecular function: protein binding.
GCGCUGGGCCGCGGCCCCCCGGGGCUGCGAGGGGCGGAGCGGGGGCAGCCGGCGCGCCCCUCCCCCAGGGCACCGACGGCUCCGUCCCGCUGCCUCCGGAACCCCGCGGGAGCGCGUCGGAGGGAAGCGGAGUUGGGUCCGGCGCUGCUCGGCGGGGAGGACCGGGAGGGCGGAGGCAGAAGGGGAUAAAUAUCCCAGCGCCGCUGUAACCGGGAGCUUUCUGCCUUUCCUCCUCACCCGCCGCUGAUAUCGGGCUCCCGGCCUCCGCUCUGUCCCCGGGGGCAGCGGGGGAGAGCAGCAGAGCCUCUGCCGUGCCUCCCGGCGGUCCCCUGCUCUGCGGAACAUGCCGGGUCGCGGCUGGCGGCGGCGGCGGGGCCGGCAUCGCGCUCCCCGGACAUGAAGCGGCCGCCGGGAGCUCCAGCAAUUAAAGCAAAACUAACUGCACAUAUAAUCUGUGGCAAGGAGCACUGGGAAGCAGCUAAGAGACAGUGACAAUGUCUUUAAACUGGCAGACAAUUUCUACCCAACUUGGAGUUCUAAGAGUGAACUGCAAAGGACUGGCAUACUUCUUGGUCUUCACAGUGAGCAUCUGUGGCAGUGCCUGGGGGAUGUGUCCGACUGCCUGCAUUUGUGCCAGCGAUAUCAUAAGCUGCACCAAUAAGAACCUCUCUCGGGUGCCAGGAAAUCUCUAUAAAUGUAUGAAAAGGCUGGAUAUGAGUUAUAACAGAAUCGGGGUUUUAGAGCCUGAAUGGAUCCCAGUGCUGUUUGAGAAACUGGACACUUUAAUAAUCAAUCAUAAUAGUAUUAACAACAUUAUGACUGGAAGCUUUUCCACAGCCCCAAAUCUCAAGUACCUAGACUUGUCAUCCAACAGCCUGAAGACUCUGGGCAGCCCUGUGUUUCAGGAGCUGGGGGCACUGGAGGUUCUCCUUCUGUACAACAAUCAGAUAACACAGAUAGAGUCUUCAGCCUUUGGAGGACUGUACAAAUUGCAGAAACUGUACCUAAGCUAUAACUUGGUGUCGCAUUUCCCGCUGGACUUGUACACUGGAAGAUAUAAGCUGACAGACCUUGUGUUGGUGGACAUUUCCUUUAAUCGCAUCAAGUCAAUGCCUAUUCAGCACCUGAGUUCAGUGCCAGCCAAACAUCUUAGUGGAAUUUAUCUUCAUGGCAAUCCAUUUUAUUGUGACUGUAUGCUCUACGCCAUGCUAAUCUUCUGGUAUCAGAGGCACUUCAGUUCGGUGGUGGACUUCAAAAAUGAGUACACCUGCCUGUUACAAUCAGACCCUAGAGGUAACAGUAGACUGCCUUUACUGCAUGACAACUUUCUGAAUUGCUCUGAAAGCACUGUCAACAGUUCUUUCCAAGCCUUUGGGUUUAUUCAUGAUGCCCAGGUUGGUGACAGGCUGGUUGUCCACUGUGACAGCAGAAUUAGCGAUGCCGGCACACACUUCGUUUGGGUUAGCCCGGACAAUAGAUUGCUGGAGCCAGACAGGGACACUGACAACUUCAAGGUGUUUCAUAAUGGCAGCCUGGAGAUAACUGAUGCCCAGCUAGAGGACUCAGGACUUUAUUCCUGCAUUGCAAUAAAUAAAAAAAGACUCUUAAAUGAAACCAUAGAAGUUAGAAUAAAUGUUAGUAAUUCCACAGUGAACAGGUCCCAUGCUCAUGAAGCAUUUAAUACAGCUUUUACCACCCUUGCUGCCUGUGUAGCCAGUAUUGUUUUAGUACUGCUGUAUCUCUAUCUGACCCCCUGCCCAUGUCAAUGUAAGGCAAAAAGGAGGAAGAGGAAGCUUAACCAAAGCAGUGCCCACUCGUCCAUACUGAAUUCCACACCACCGCAAGAGCUGCCAGCUGACGAAAGGAAAGCUAGCACUGGGAAACGAGUGGUUUUCCUGGAACCUGUGCACGAGCCAAAACACAGUCAGAAUGGGAAAAUAAAACUGUUCCCUAAUGACAAUAUCAUUGCUGAGGGUAUCUUAAAAACUACUCGAACAAAAUCUGACUCUGACUCCGUCAACUCUUUGUUCUCAGAUACACCUUUCAUGCCGUCUGCUUAGUUUGCUGCCUGUGUUUGUAUUGUACAGUUAUAUUUCUGAAUCCCUCCUUUGCUUGUAGCAACCAUCAGGAAAAAUAAAUAGAGAAAAUGUUU